CAGCUUGUGUCAUUUCUCACUGCCUGUCUGCUUUCCAUGGUUAAUAGUGAAGGCUCAGUAGAAUUCUGCUAUAACUUGCCAUCAUGCAAUCCAAACACAUGGGCAACUUUAUCACCUCACUGCAGUGGCACUCGUCAGUCUCCUAUUAAUAUUGUAACUGCUAAUGUGACGACUGAUAACAACCUGAGAGCCUUUACAUUUAAUGGCUUUAGUGACAACUCCACAGUCUUAAGCAUCACAAACACUGGAAAGACAGUGAAAAUUGCACUUGAUGAUCACAUGAUGAGUGUGUCAGGAGGAGGUCUUCAGAAUCAGUACAAUUCCUCCCAGAUUCACUUUCACUGGGGCAAUGGGUCGUCUAUCACUGGAUCAGAACACACUGUGGAUGGCAGACAGUAUGCAAUGGAGAUGCACAUAGUAAACAUUAGGGCUGAUCUAUCCCCGACAGCUGCUGCCAGUGACUCAACAGGCUAUGCUGUCCUUGGUUUCUUCAUUGAAGCAACUAAUGACAGUGGUACACCAGGAAGCUGGAAUAACCUCACCUCGUUCUUAUCAAAAAUUCCUAAUGAAGGUGACUUGUUGGACAUUAUGCAUCAACUUACUGUAGACAGUCUUCUCCAAGGAGUGGAUCGGACCAAAUAUUACCGUUACCUUGGCUCUUUGACUACACCUACAUGUAGUGAAAUUGUGGUUUGGACUGUAUUUAAAGACACAAUCAAAGUCAGCAAAGAUUUGAUUGAUCUUUUCAGCAACACGGUGCACAUUAAUACAACAGCUGAUCCUUUUCUCAUCAACAACUACAGACCAUCUCAAGCUCUGAAUGGCAGGGUUGUGACAUCACAACCAAAUUCUUCACAAAGCACAUUACAUCACACUCUGUCCAUCAGCACAGCACUUAUCUACUCUGUGUUGUUUCUGUGUUUUAGAACUUGCUUUGUAAGCCAUGCUGCUGUUUUUGUUAAGUGGCAGCUUGUACUGCAUGUUUCAGAUGAAUCUACUUGGCCUUUAAUCCCCAAUGCAUACUGCAGUGGAAGCCGCCAGUCACCCAUUAACAUUGUGACCACAAAUGUUGAAACUGAUGUCAACUUAACAUCAUUCAGCUUGACUGGUUUUGAUGAUGGCACGGUCAUGACUGAAAUGACCAACACUGGCAGGGGCAUUAUGGUCACAUUGAACCAUGAAAAGAUGAUUAUUGAAGCUGGGGCUCUUCCAGGCAUUUACCACAGCACGCAGUUCCACUUUCACUGGGGCAAUGGAAGUUCCAUGGCUGGAUCUGAGCACAUGAUAAAUGGGCAAAGAUUCUCUAUGGAGAUGCACUUAGUGAAUGUUAAAGAUGGAUAUAAUUCAACUGAAAGUGACGUUAAAGAUCCCACAGGGUUUGCUGUUCUAGGAUUCUUUCUUAAGGCAACCAAUGACACUGGUAAACCUAAGAGCUGGAAGACCCUGACCUCGUAUCUCUCCAGUAUCGCGAAUGCAGGUGAUACAGUGGCAAUAACUCAGCCCAUUACCAUGGACAGUCUGCUUGAAGGCGUGGAUCAGACUAAAUAUUACCGUUACCUCGGCUCUCUGACCACACCACCAUGCAAUGAAUCUGUCAUAUGGACCGUCUUUGAAGAUCCCAUUGAAGUCAGCCAAGAUUUGAUUGAUCUUUUCAGCACUAGUGUGUACUUCAACAACAGCAUGACUCCAUACUUGCUGACUAAUAACUUCAGGCACAGCCAGGCCCUAAACAGCAGGGUUGUAACCACUCAGGAGAGAAGUACCAGGGCAAAUUGGCCCGCAAAUUCCGCAGAACGACAGCCUUACAGUGUGUACUUGUUUAUUGCAGUACUCCCGUUUGGCUUUUGGUUAUAAGGUUUGCACAUGAUUUUUUGAUUGCAAAUCAUUGCAAUAACCAAGAUGUUGCUGAAUCUCCUUUCUGCAUAAAGAGGAAAGUG
Molecule: messenger RNA, 1937 nt
Organism: Clarias gariepinus (North African catfish)
Lineage: Eukaryota; Metazoa; Chordata; Actinopteri; Siluriformes; Clariidae
Exons: 15
Coding region: 37-1854 (605 amino acids)
Cellular component (GO): plasma membrane
Molecular function (GO): carbonate dehydratase activity; zinc ion binding
Source: RefSeq, a predicted model, not a curated record